Hyaloscypha bicolor E is the source of this 1889-nucleotide messenger RNA. RefSeq lists its product as uncharacterized. NCBI's taxonomy places the organism in Eukaryota, Fungi, Ascomycota, Leotiomycetes, Helotiales, Hyaloscyphaceae. Gene Ontology annotation, biological process: regulation of DNA-templated transcription. The transcript has 2 exons. The coding region runs from base 157 to 1770 and encodes 537 amino acids. The record is from RefSeq and is a predicted model, not a curated record. Gene Ontology annotation, molecular function: zinc ion binding; DNA-binding transcription factor activity, RNA polymerase II-specific.
CAUCAUUGGAGAUGCUGUACGAGAUAGCCAAUCUCAGUAUCUUAUUCAAGUGUAUGAUCCCUGCAGGAUUCCUGUUAGCCUUGUCGGGGUCAUGGGACUGUGGAUACUUAAGAUGCUGACAUCCCCAUCCUUUCUCACAACUGCGUGUCCAAACUGAUGGAAAUAAGGAUGGAGGAGAAGGCUGUGACUCAACCGCGGACGAGAGCAUCUGCUCCGCGUGUGAGAACAGGCUGCAAGACCUGCAAGAUACGACGCGUAAAAUGCGACGAAGGAAAACCCAGCUGUAAUCGCUGCAUAAAGUUCGGCGCAACAUGUGAUGGCUACGGCGCCAAGAAACCCAAUGUCCUUUCACCUGCAGCAACUCGCAUACUCGUACCCAGAGCAACCUUCCCCUUCGUUGUAUCCCCCUCACAGAACCUCUUCGACCUCGAUAACCCCGAAGAAUGGACCUACUUCCAACGCUUCUGUAGCUACACCGUCCAAAGGCUAUCAGGGUUACGAGGAUUUGAGUUCUGGAGUCGAGUCGUGCUCCAAGCUACACAAGUGGAACCAUCGAUUCGACACGCUGCCACAGCAAUUGGAGCUUUGGAUCUGAACGUCCUCACCUCAACUAGGGACGAGGAGGCGAUAAAGUUCCGACGGCAGUUCGCGUACAAGGAAUACCAGAAAGCUAUCGUUGGGAUACGAAAGACGCUCUCGGAGAAAGACUGUGAUAUUAAGACGAGACUUAUAGCUUGUAUUCUGUUUGCCUGCUUCGAAGCUUAUCAUGGGAACAGUAAGACGGCACUUGGGCAGAUAUUCUCUGGAAUUGAGAUGAUGGAGGAGCACAACAAAAAAAGGAAAGAGAAAGACUCGACAUCCAAUGCGCCGCGGCUGGCUCCCGUUGAUCCAGAGUUGGUGCAGGUGUUUACCUUGCUCGAGAUUCAGGCGACUGCGUGGGGCGAUUCACGACCCGGCAAACUUCACCUGGAAAGAAUGUACAAUUGCGCGGAGGCGGUCGAAAAUGGUAUGCCGGUAGAAUUCUCGGGGACCAAGCAUGCUGUCGUCAUCCUGAGGUUGAACAUUAUGUGGGGAAUCCAUCUGCGGUUCGCACAAAUGAACCUGGCUGGACACGAAGGCAAAAUUGUUCCCUCAUUCAUUGGCUUAGCCCCAUGUGCAAACGAUCCCGCAGCCCAUCAGCUGAAUCGGUGUCUUGCUUCAUUCAAAGCAUGGGGCGCGGCUUUCGAACCGUUGUAUCGGAAAGCCAGAAGCGCAGCAGGAGAGAGGAUCUUUGAAUCGGCAACUCAACUGCGCAUGAAUUACCUCGGUGGCGUCGUCUGGGUCGCUUCUGGAUCCCGCAGUAUUGGAAUGUAUUACAGACGGUAUACAAAGGAGCUCAAGGAGAUUGUUGCGUUGAGCAAAGUGUUACUCGACAUGUCUGAUAGCCAAACAUUCUCUCUGGAAAUGCGGUUCGUGUUGCCUCUGGCGGUCGUUGGUCUCAACUAUCGACACAGAGCUUUGAGGCAGGAAUGUAUAAGGACUCUUACGGCAAUGUCCAGGAGGGAGGCGAUUUGGGAUGCAUCUAUGAUGGGGAGGAUAAUGAAAUUUCAGGCGGAGAUCGAGGAAGAGGGUUUGGGAGAUGAUGAGGAAUAUGUCCCGGAGGACGGAAUGUCAACUAUCGUUCACUUGAAAGUUGAUGAACCGUUGAGGACAAUGUUUAUCACCUGUUCACUGGGUAUCAGAGGACAUCCUGGGGAGUCGGUAAUGAAACGAACCGAGCUGAUAUGGUGAAGGGAAAGGAGGCGUGGAAGAAGAACGUUCUUGAUACGGAAAGAGCAGAAUCCCUCCAAUAUUUUGGUUCCCCCGAGCCGCGUCGGUGUCUACAAAAUGCGUUGACGAUCCUCGACUAC